Molecule: messenger RNA, 630 nt
Organism: Caenorhabditis remanei
Lineage: Eukaryota; Metazoa; Nematoda; Chromadorea; Rhabditida; Rhabditidae
Exons: 4
Coding region: 1-630 (209 amino acids)
Biological process (GO): translation
Cellular component (GO): ribosome; mitochondrial small ribosomal subunit
Molecular function (GO): structural constituent of ribosome
Source: RefSeq, a predicted model, not a curated record
AUGCUGAGAGCACUGCGUGGAGCAGCGGAACUGCUCUCGACGGCACUCGUCAAGAGAAAUGGGGAGAUGGCGGCGAGGAGAUUCCUCUCAACACCGACUCAAGAAGCCGUCGCUGCGGCGGAGACCGCGUUGAAGUCAGCGACUGACGUCAACACGGAGACUGCCGAAGUGGUGACGUCAUCGCCGGAGGAUAGCGGAGAGCCGGCGGCAAAAGUUCAACAACUGACUCAACCGUACUCGCAGGAGGCCAUCACUAAACUGAAACUCGAUCAGUAUCCAUUAUACGUCGAGAGGGAAUGGUGGAAAACCGGAAAACGAAUGACAUUCUGGGCGAGUUGGCGUCAGUUGAGAGAUGUCAAGCGGCGUGAGCAGAUUCAGGAAGUGGGCGCCGAUCGUAUGCGUCUAAAAGCGAUCAAAUUCAACACAAUUCUCCCACAAGCAAUUCGUGACGAGGCUGCCGAGAAAAUGCAAACGGCUCGAAAGUACGAUCAUCCUCGUCUCAUUCUGAAUAUGUGUCAAUUCACGGGACGUCAACGUGGAAAAAUCAAGCCAUAUCGUCUCAGCCGUCAUUUAUUCCGUCGAUUCGCCGAUCGGUCGGCGUUGAGUGGAGUGCAGAGAGCAAUGUGGUGA